AGCUAGCUCGGAGCGACACAUGGUAUAACAUUAAAUGGAUGUGGAGAGCAAAAAGUAAGAAGUCGCACUAGUGCCUACCGAUUCAAAUCAGGUCGUUGACUUCCAAACAAAAUCAAAGCUUUUGACGAGUCACUGCUUCACGAUUUUUCUCUAAUACAAUCGAAACAGUGUAGAACUUCUAAUCAAAUCUACAUAUUGAGCGGCUAGCGUUCUAAUGCAUAUUGCAUGAGGCGUAAUUUGGGCACACGUAAACGCCAAAUCAGUCACAAUGUUUUCGGGCCAAUUUAAACCGGCACCUUUCAACGGAAUCGUUGAAAGUUACCAUAACUAAACCGUUCAGUUCAAUUACAAAACAUCGACGAAGUAAGGCGGGAACAAUUUUGCGCUUUGACUCACUCAAGAUGAAUUCGAUUCCUCGGAAAAGCAUUCCGGAGACAUUUGCCGGAGCUGACGUGUUCAUAACCGGAGGUUCCGGAUUCAUGGGCAAGGUGUUGAUCGAGAAGUUGCUAAGAUCUUGCCCCAAAGUUGGAAACGUGUUUGUAUUGCUGAGGCCACGCAAGGGAAAGCUAGCCAAGGAACGAGUUGCUGAUUUGGUCCAAGCACCGUUGUUCAACAAACUUCGCGAAGAACGAUCAAAUUUGUUCCAGAAAAUAAUCCCAAUUGAUGGAGAUUGUUCACAACUUAGACUGGGUCUACAAGAUGAGAGCAUCAGGCGGAUGAGCAAUGUUCAUUUUGUGUUUCACGCGGCGGCUAGUGUACGAUUUGAUGAUCCGUUGGACAAGGCGUUACUGUUGAAUACCCGAGGAACACAUGAAGUCUUACGUUGGGCGAAGACUUUACAGAACUUGAAGGCGUUGGUGCACAUUUCCACCACCUAUUCCAAUCCAGAGAUAGCACACGUAGAGGAAAAGAUAUAUCCUGCUAAAAUGGAUUGGAGACAGGCCAUCGAACUGGUGGAGAAGGUUGACCCCGAUGUUCUGAACACGUUAGCCGAGAAAUUGUCAGGCUUCGCUCCCAAUACGUAUACUUUUACAAAAGGUCUUGCGGAACAGAUUUGCUACGAUUACCGUCACGAGCUACCGUUGGUGAUCUUCCGACCUUCUAUUGUGAUCAACACUGAGACGGAACCUAUGCCGGGUUGGAUCGAGAACUACAACGGACCGGCCGGUAUCCUGUCAGCUCACGCUGCUGGUAUCCUUCGAACUCUAUACGUCAGCAUGGAUUGUCAUAUGAAUUGCAUCCCGGCGGAUGUCAGUAUAAAGGCCAUCAUCAUAGCUGCAUGGAAGAAAUCCUUCAGUCCGAGGGACGAUCUGGUCAUCUACAACAGCGCUGCAGAACCCGACAAAGCCAUGGGCUAUGAAUUUCUGUAUGAAGAAUCCGACUACUUUUCCCACCGAAUUCCGAUGCUGAAGAUGAUGUGGGCUCCUACAGGACAGGCCACUACCAACAGUACUUUGUUCUGUGUGCUGUUCUUUUUGUACCAAGUUAUACCAGCGUAUUUCGUCGAUGUUGUUCUAAAACUCUGCAAAAUGAAGCCAUUCCUCCUCAAACUGCAACGUUCGAUCUUCCACGCCCAAAACUCGCUGAUGUACUUCACCACCCAUGAUUGGAUAUUCGACACUCACAACUUCCGUAGUCUAUCCAAGGACCUGGGCGAGCUGGACAAAAUCCACUUCGACAUUGCCUACAUCAAGCAGGGACUGCUGGAGUACUGUAGUCUAUGUAUGCUGGGUGGCAGGCGGUACCUGUUCAAGGAAAGCGACGACUCCAUCAUGAUAGCUUUCAAGCGUUUGAAACGGUUCGAACUGGCUGAUAGGUUGCUAAAACUGGCCAUGUUCGUGGGGUUUGCCUACGUGCUGCGGAGUUAUUUGCCGGAAAGCUGGCUACAACAUGAGCAUUUGAGAACUAAUUGAAUAGUGUUCCAACCGAUAUCAACACAUUCAACUAUAAGUUAAAUUUCUUAGCUUAAUUUUACAACAAAAAAAAAACAAAAAUGGUCUGGUGAUCGAUCACCAACUGUUAUAUCACAUGGUAAAAGUAACCUAUUUAACUACAAUGGAACUUCACACUUCAUGACUUUUCAGUGUAAUGCAUUUUUUUUUUUCCUCAUCUGUAGAGCCUUUUAACCACUGCGUCCAUUAUUUAGGAAUUAUUUAGUGUAAUGCAUAGUAGAAGAGUUUCUUUUUUUUAGUAAUGAUCAUCUCUGACAUCUCUAAGCCUGCCUCUGUCUCUACCUACGGCCAUACACGCCUUUUUUUCUAAUGUGAAGAAUCAUGCUUGUUCCCGCUGUCCCACCCUUUUUUUCGGAGUCCCAUACAGUUUCAAUAAACAAUAAAACCACCAGACGUUUAACAGCCAAGUUAGGCAUAAUUGCGCAGUGAACCAAUUUGGCUGAUGUUUACGAAAUUACGUGAAUUUAUGUAUUAAAUUGAUUGAGUUCCGUUCAUAACAUCAAAAGUGACAGAUAUUAAAUUCGACCAAGGGAUAAUUCCCCAAGUAACAAUUUUUUUGCUGAUUGGUUUUGUUUUAUUUUUAUUAGGGUUUUAUUACAGCAAUAAUUAAAACUCGCAGUUUUAUGACUGCUUGUAUGAAAACCAUUGAUAAAAUGUUUUAUAGUAUACUUGAAGAUAUCCAUAAAGACAGAUUUUAAGAGUAAACAAAACUUUCCGAUUUGUAAACCUUCUGGCAAUCAUUAUUACCACAAAAAAACUGUUAAAACUCUCAACAGAUGGCGAUCCGUUCGAUUAGUAACGACAUCUGUUGGUGGAAAAGUAGAACUACGACAUUUCUAGGUUUAUUGCGGUCAUCAUAAAAGUAAACUUGCUUUCGUUUUAUUUUCGCUGAUUAUGGUUGUCGCCAUAUUGAAGAAUUAUCUAACGUGAAUGGAAAAUAGUUAAUUUUGCUCAAAUUAGCAAUGAAUUGAUAGUUUGCCUCCAUUUCCAUAACAUGCUCACAUAAAUAAACUCUCUCUGCUGAGUUUUCUUGUGAUUCGGGAUAGUUUUACUAAAUAAACAAAUUGAUUUAUUUCAUUCCAUGAUGAUAAUAUUCACUAUUUUUGAAGCGCAUUAAUUUUAUGAUUCUGCCACCCCAAUAUUCACGGUAAAUUCGAAUGCGCAUAAGCCUACCAGCACAAUAACUACUAAAAUACUACUUUGAAAUAAUCGCUUUCUACUUACGAAUGAUGUAUCCUCCUGAACUUUACGUGCCAUCGAAGAAGCUUCUCUGAAUCUUGAGCUGUUAUAGUUUUUGUUAAAAAAAAACAACAACAAUCGAGAAUGGGAAAUUUUUCUACUAGGUUUUAAAACGGUUUUAUUGCUCUUAAUGCGGUUUACAAAACCUCUCAGAGAGUGGUCCACUUAGCCGGAAGAUGCUCUUAAAGAGGUUAUCAAGAGGUUUUGAUGUAUAAAUCAGUUUUAUUGCGAGUUUUAUAAAAUUGGUCAUGAAGAUCUCUUGUAGAGCCGAACAGAACUUAAAAUGUUACUUGGGUC
Molecule: messenger RNA, 3488 nt
Organism: Aedes albopictus (Asian tiger mosquito)
Lineage: Eukaryota; Metazoa; Arthropoda; Insecta; Diptera; Culicidae
Product: putative fatty acyl-CoA reductase CG5065
Exons: 4
Coding region: 402-1913 (503 amino acids)
Biological process (GO): long-chain fatty-acyl-CoA metabolic process
Cellular component (GO): peroxisome
Molecular function (GO): alcohol-forming very long-chain fatty acyl-CoA reductase (NADP+) activity
Source: RefSeq, a predicted model, not a curated record